AUGGCAGCUGCCGAUGUUCGCGACAUGCUGGAUUUGCCCGCCGAUGGGCAGCAGCCCAGACCACACAAAAAGCAAAAAGUUGUCGAGAAAAGACCAGAGGGCAUCACCCGUGAACUUUUUGCCUUGUUGGGUGAAAAGGCGCCUCCAAUCUCUCUCACCGAGAACAAGUACAAACUGAAAAAGUCCAAUCGAAGAGCGCUUCCAUGGCAAUUGUCCGAAUUCAAAAACGACGCGCGACAAGAUGGGCUGGUUCUCAAGCAUUGGCAGAGACGGACGGAUACUACGAAUAAGCCGCCACCGCCGGCAGACGCUGCAGCAAUGGAUAUUGAUGAACAGACCAAGGACGAAACACAGCAGCCGGCUGAGCAGCCUUAUAUGUUUUCCAAAUACAACAUUAAGCCCCAGCUUCCCAAGAGAUAUACCGACGAACAAUACAACCGGCACCUGCAAAACGACGACUGGACGCGUGAAGAAACAGACUAUCUGAUGGACUUGGUCGAAGAAUACGAUCUCAGAUGGGUGAUAAUUGCAGACCGAUACGACUACCAAGCCAAACUCGACGGUGGCAACGAAGCAAGCUCGACAGCACUGGUCCCCGCGAAUCGCACGCGAACAAUGGAGCAGAUCAAAUCUCGCUUUUAUACUGCCACGGCGACCAUGCUCGCUCUCGAGCACCCGCCGUCGGAAAUGUCAGAAGCCGAGUUUGCCCUGCAUGAGAAGAUGAUGAAAUUCGACGCGGAACGAGAAAAGGCGCGCAAAGAAUUGGCUGCACUCCAGCUUAACCGCACUGCCGACGAGGUUCGCGAGGAGGGUGUUCUCCUCGAGGAGUUGAAGCGUAUUGUGACGAAUGAGCAAAACUUUAUUGCCGAACGCAAGGAGCUCUACGAAAGACUAGACAUCCCCUACCAUGUCGCCAACACAACCAUGUACCAAUCCAGCCAGGGACUCUCACAGCUUCUGGGAACUCUGAUGCAGGCAGACAAGAGUAAGAAACGGCGGACGAUUCCUGGAAUCGACAACCUGGCAAGUCCCGCUGGUCAAACUCCAACGCAGAGCCUAUCAAACGGAAUGCGUGACAGCCAAGUCGACACCCCCACCACCGCUACAUCAACCAACAAGAAGAUGUCGGCAGCGGCAGCGGCCGCAGCAGCUGCCGCAGCAAGCGCGACUCAACCAGCUGUCAAGACGCUCACCAAGGAAGAGGAAGAGAGAUACGGCAUUCGGCACCACGACCGAGUCACUCCCGGCGUGCAGUUCCGCAACGACAAAGCCGUCAAGCUCACACAGGCAAAAUCCAAUAUCCAAACCCAAAAACUUGGCGCGGCGCUUACAGAGCUCGAUAUCCCCUUGCGGCUGCUCAUGCCUACGGAGAAAGUGUGCAAGGAAUUCGAGAAACUCAUCCACCAAGUAAACUCCCUUCUCGAUGCUCGCAAGGUAUCUGAAAAGGUAGAGGGCGAGAUCCGAGUCCUCGAAGCCGCCCGCGACGAACGACGCAAGAAGGACCAGGAAGCAAACCCAGGCAAAGAAAAGACGAUCAAGGUGGAGUCGGAAGACCAGCCUGGUGUGAGCAGUGGCGGCGGUCAAGCCAACAACAAUAACAACGAGGGAGAAGAAGACGAUAAUAAUUCCGAUAAGGAAGACCAAAGUAAUACUGAAGGGGUCGGCGCUGAUGAUGAUGGGGACGUUGAUGUAGAGGAAGAAAACGCCACCGAGAACAAGGAGAAACAAGCGUCCUCUUCGAACAAAAGGUCCGCGAGUGUCCUUAGUGCUGCCAGUGACAAGAGCUCCAAGAGACAACGAAAGUAG
Talaromyces rugulosus is the source of this 1806-nucleotide messenger RNA. RefSeq lists its product as uncharacterized. Lineage: Eukaryota; Fungi; Ascomycota; Eurotiomycetes; Eurotiales; Trichocomaceae. The transcript has 3 exons. The coding region runs from base 1 to 1806 and encodes 601 amino acids. Gene Ontology annotation, molecular function: transcription corepressor activity. Gene Ontology annotation, cellular component: Swr1 complex; NuA4 histone acetyltransferase complex. The record is from RefSeq and is a predicted model, not a curated record. Gene Ontology annotation, biological process: negative regulation of transcription by RNA polymerase II; chromatin remodeling; DNA repair.